UAAAAACAUUCCGCGAUGACGAGAAACAAGGUUUCUCGCUCAAGAAACUUCAAAAUUCAAAAAAAGAAGAAUAAAAUCAAUGAGAAGAAUGAAAUUAAUUGUCCCGCGUAUUUCACUAUGGGGGUAUUUAUUUCUUCAUCCCACAUGGUUUGCUUCACAAGCUCUUUCUGCAACUUGAAAGAAGAACAGAACGUCAUAUCCAAAAGCAAAAGACCAAAACCACAAGAAGUAUACCUGAGAGCAGGAGUUAGGAAGAAGAUGCCUACUAACGGCUCACAACACCGCAGUACAGGGAGAGAUUUCAGAAGAAUGGUGAAUUCUCCUUACUUUAGAAGUACUGGAAAUUUGCCAUCGUUGCCAGAAAAUCCUCAUAGCAACACUAGUCUAGCUUUUCAACAAGAUACUAAUUCACAAAGUUUACCAUCUUCUGCAAGUACCAUUACUUCGAAAUCUACAACAAUAUCAAACUCUUCACUUUCAUCUGUAUUAGGUUCUCAAGUUGAUAUGUUGUCUACACUCUCACAUGCACCAGUUACACAAGAUGUUGCUUCUUUUGUUACCAUUAUGUCCAGUGUUCCAAGUUCUGGAAAUGAUGAAGGUGUUUCAAAUGCGAUGCAAAGUGUUUUGACAACGUUGCCAAAAAAUAAUAUUACCUUUCCAGAAAAUAUCACAUUCUCUGAUGAUGAUGAUGAUGAUGAUGAUGAUGAUGAUCACUUGUUCUCUACAAACGCAGCUGCCUGCUUAAGCAACAUUGAAACCUUAAGACUUCAUAGUUUUAAAAUUCCAGAGAAAACAAAAAAACGCAGAAAAAAAAGGGGUCCUUUACCAUCUACGACAAAGGCAAAGUUUUAUCAUCUCCCAGACGCAUCAAGAAUUCCAAAAUUCCGAAAACUGACAAAUGGCUCUGCUGAUCCUCUUUUAUUGGAACAUAUUAAUAGUGGCUACGGUUUUCCGCGUGACUGUUAUAAUUUUGAAAAAAAAGAACCAUGCUCAAUUUCAUUGUCACUUGGCCUCACAGAACAACGAUUUGAUGAUAGGAUAAGACAAUACUUCCCUUUACUACCAAAUAUUUAUUUUUUCCACACAUUGGAUAGAAAUAAACGACCGAAACGUGUGAAUAUAAAAUGUCCUAUAAAUAUAAAAAGCCUCAAGUAUAACGGAGUAAUAGUGAUUGCAUCACAAUCUCUCGAAGGUAUGUUGAAACCAAACUAUAGGAUUUGAAAAUACGUUAUAGUAACUUUUAGAACUAACCUUUAGAAUGUUUUUUUUCUGCGCAGGUUUCAUUCAGCAAAUAAAUUAGAUUUAAUUUUUAGGAUUUCUGACAUCUACGUGGUAUUACAAUUACGUUUCAUUCCAUCAAACAUUUCAUAAUGAGACACCUAUAUAUUACUUAUUUACGUAUAUAUAAACCAUUGUUGCAAUAUUGAAAGAUCAGACGUGUAUAUACAUGUGUUAUUUGUUUGUUCAGCUCUACCUCAAAGUACAAGCACGCCAUCUCAGGCAAGUCGUUCAAACGUUUUAUCAGGUGAGACUUCUUUCUUUUAUAUGGCUUUAUCGACACAAACCAUUGUUGCAAUGU
Molecule: messenger RNA, 1579 nt
Organism: Hydractinia symbiolongicarpus
Lineage: Eukaryota; Metazoa; Cnidaria; Hydrozoa; Anthoathecata; Hydractiniidae
Exons: 5
Coding region: 16-1221 (401 amino acids)
Source: RefSeq, a predicted model, not a curated record